Molecule: messenger RNA, 4218 nt
Organism: Sphaerodactylus townsendi
Lineage: Eukaryota; Metazoa; Chordata; Lepidosauria; Squamata; Sphaerodactylidae
Gene: DKK2
Product: dickkopf WNT signaling pathway inhibitor 2
Exons: 4
Coding region: 557-1366 (269 amino acids)
Biological process (GO): multicellular organism development; negative regulation of canonical Wnt signaling pathway
Cellular component (GO): extracellular region
Molecular function (GO): co-receptor binding; receptor antagonist activity
Source: RefSeq, a predicted model, not a curated record
GAAGGGGGCAGAAGGCGAGUGGAGUCGAGCGAGGCGACUGACAGGCGGAGCGGCGGCGGCGGCGGCGGGUGCGGGACUCUGGGUGGCUUGCCUGCGCGCAGGAUGUCCCGGGCCGGCUAGCUGAAGGGGGCAGGGGCAGGCGAGCGCGGAAGGAAAGAAAGAAAGAAAGAAAGAAAGAAAGAAAGAAAGAAAGAAAGAAAGAAAGAAAGAAAGAAAGAAAGAAAGAAAGAGCCAGUCAGCGGCGGAGCUCGCCUUGCUGGGAGCGGAAUCUGGUGGAGUUUGCCCGGCGGCUUGCCGGAGGCGGGGGCGACCCGGGACUGCCCCUGUCUGAGCCGGGCGGCUGGGGAGGCUCCCUCCUGCCGGGCUCUGGCCGCCGCUCCCCGGCUGUCGUGCCCGUGCGCCGAGCCACCCUGGAGGCUCGCCUUGGCCCCCCUCGCCGCCGCCGCCGCCGCCUCUCGUGCGCCCCCAGCCGAGGGACGCGCCGCUCCCUCCCUCCCGCCCAGGCCGGCCAGCGCAGCGCCCCGGAGCAGCCCUCGGGGUCGGGGGCCGAGCGGAGAUGAGCAUGCGGGGCGGCAAGCCCGGCUUCUGCGGCCGCCCGCUGCUCCUGCUGGCCGCGCUGCUGGUGGCGGAGAGCUCCCAGCUGGACGGCGCCAAGGUGAACUCCAUCAAGGCCACCCUGCUGGGCGAGGCGCCCACGCAGCCCACCAACCGGACGGCCCCGAUCCACCUCGGGCUGGCUCUGGGCAGCGGCAAGAAGGGCAAGAUCCUGGGGCCCGGCGGCAAGUCCCUGAAGCACUUCCGCCGGCAAGGCGAGGCUUACCCUUGUACCAAUGACAAGGAAUGUGAAGUUGGGAAAUACUGCCACAGUCCCCAUCAAGCGACUUCAGCUUGCAUGAUUUGCAGAAGGAAAAAGAAGCGUUGUCACAGAGACGGCAUGUGCUGCCCUGGAAACCGCUGCAACAAUGGUACCUGCAUACCAGUGACUGAAAGCAUUCUCACAGCACAUAUCCCAGCCCUGGAAGUACCCCGCAACAAGAAAAGUAACCACUAUCCCACUAAGGAUUUGGGCUGGCAAAAUCUAGGGAAAGGGCAGUCCAAGUUGACACACAUCAAAGGUCAUGAAGGAGAUCCCUGCUUAAGGUCCUCUGACUGUACCGAAGGGUUCUGCUGUGCACGUCAUUUCUGGACCAAAAUUUGCAAGCCUGUCUUGUACCAGGGAGAAGUGUGCACCAAACAGCGCAAGAAAGGAUCCCAUGGGUUGGAGAUUUUCCAGCGAUGUGACUGUGCCAAAGGGCUGUCCUGCAAAAUCUGGAAAGAUGCCACCUAUUCUUCAAAAGCAAGACUUCACGUGUGCCAGAAGAUCUGAUAACGCAGAGCCUGCAACUAACAGGACGUGGUCCCUAUGUACUGAGUGCGUUGCAGCAUUGUGGAACAUAAGGGUUGCAAAUAAGAGCAGAAUGAUCGAAGUAACACCUGUGGCAGGAAUAAGCAUCAUCUUAGACUAUAUGACAUUUCUGCCCUGGAGAGGAAUGCCAAGGCAGCUGGAAUGUCUUAAUUAUUCAGUGUCAUUCUGCCUGUGGUGCCAAAUCUUUGUGGGAAAGCACAGCACCAGUGGUGUUUGAAAUUGAUCACGCUAUAUGUAUGACCUGUGACUUCUCAUCAAGUUGUUUGCAUUAGUUGUGGGUAGGUUCCCCUGUAUGAUUGUAAAAUAAAUGCUAUAUUAUGUGUGUACAGCACAAAGCAGUGCUUUGCUGAUGGACAUUUCAAUGAACACAUCCUUGAAUAUUCAACAAGGACUCUAUAGCAAAGAAAAGGUAUCUGGAGGAAAAAGUUAUCGUGAAUGUUGCAACCUGUUAACUUUACAAUUCAAAGCUGUCAUGUGAAUCAGAAACAGCUUCCUGACAAGCAGGAAUGCAAAAUUUUGGAGGCUGCUGAGUAGAUGGUCGGGGAAAUUAACAGUCAAUAUUUUUUCAAGGAAGAUGUUAACCUUGAAGACAGGCAUUGUGCAGGGGUAGGGCGGUAGUCUAUCUGGUUUAGCUUCAUAGAUUGAUGGAGCAUUUUGAUCAGAAGGGAGUCCUCUUCAUAUAACACAGCAAAUGUUUUCUAUUUAUCUCAGUUUAUUGCUAGAAAAUUUGGGGUUGAGAGAUAAACCAAGCUGUUCCUGAAUGCUUCAAGGGUGAAAUAGGAUGUUGAGCUGCUAGUUGUGAAUGCCAGGAUGCUGAGAAUCACCUGGUAAAUUCUUGUGGACUUUUGCCUCAAAGGGAGACAACACAGUCAAUUGACCAUAAACUUAGGACUGAGCCAAGAGAGCUAUUCAGCACACUUUAACUUGGAGACACCAAAAAUGGAAGCAUCAGUGUGCCCGUGGCAAGAAAACCUUCACAAUAAAAGUUAUCUUGAACAUGGACACAUGAUCAGUUAUUCAUAAAUGACAUCACACGCUGAAAUGUAACAGCUCAGACUGGCAAAAUAUUAUGUUCUUGUUUCAAAUGCAUGUUAAUCGUGUGGAUAGGAUCAACUGCCUCCAUUGACGACAAUGGUUUCUCAAUCACUUCAGCAGUGUGAAUAAAUGAUGACUUCCGCUUAUCUGAUUUAUUUUCUCUCCUAGUACCCCUGCAUUUUCUCUUACUAUACUUGCUUAUUUUUCAAAUGUGUUAUUUUUGUAAGCAGAAGAGGUUGGGAAAAAAAUAGAUGGGUAGGAUUACUCUAGGCAAUAUGACUGACUGGCUGAAAGAAAAUGUAUCUAUUCCUUUUUUUGUUUUACAUUGUGCCACUUCUAGGGGGCAUUCGGAUGAUCAUUCUUUCCCAUCACCCCAUGUGAUUAAAUCCAUGUUGAAAAGAGCCAUCCUUAAAGAGUCUAAAAUAAAUGGGAUCUGUGGUCAUUGUGCCUCCCAUUCUUUGAAGCUUUCUCUUUCUACUUUAUGUUCAUGUGUUCUCCUUGUUCAUUCAAAGUAUGCGCACAUGAUGUAAAUUAUGGCUCAAAUCUGGAAACCAAUAUAUCCAUAUUUUGAAUUAACGAAAAUGAGUUAUACCAUAAAGGGUCCACAGAGUUUAAUUUUCCUUGGCACAUUUCUACACUGCAAGUGAAAACUAGUUCUGAACCAGUUCAGUUGCCAUGGCAUCCUCCCCAGGAAUCAUAGAAACAAGUUUAGUCAGGAUACUGACAAUGUUCUACGCCUCCUCUCCCUUAGCACUUCUUGAUGGAAUGCAGGCCAGAAAGGUCAAAUAGUUUUCAGGGCAGAGUGCAUGUACAAAAUUGGUGCCUCGCUGUGACCUGUGUACCAAUAGCCAGUCACCUUUGUCGUUCUUAAAGUUCUGAUUAUUUUGUGAUGAAGUAAAUAUACAAAUGUUUGUAACAAAGCCCAGACCGAUAUUGUAUAAACCGAAAUCACUUUCAGGAGGCUGAAAAACGUAGUAGAGAAAUGGUGGGAGUAAUCAAUCCAACCUUUCUUUGUUGGCUGUUCCUUCCACUCAGAACGUUUCCCCAAGUUGCUUUUUUCCAGCAGAGGUCCAGAAGGGAAGCUACUCUUGAAAGUAUACAAAUGGAAUCCCAGUGGGUUGGAAAAGCCCUUGGCAUAAUUUGGAGCAGGAAAUGGUUAGUGUGGGAAGGGACAAAUCUUCCAUCCAAAAUGGCUGCCUCUCAGGAUGAUUUUUCAUUGUUUGAAACUGUGAGAACUUCUUUAUGAGCAUUUGCAUGCAAUAUUGUACCCCAGCUCAGAGUUUAGGCCUCUGUUUCAUUAUUUUUUAAAGAUUAUACAGGUUAUUUAAAUUUCAAAAUGCAAGGGUUCAAUAUUGCCUCCCACCAGAUCUUGUUGGAUUUAUGUAGGAGUUUUGCCUGGUUUCUGCAAGUGCAAUGAAAACAGAAACAAGGUUGUCAUGUGUGUAAUUUCAAAGAGACAUUUCACCUUUUGCUGAAAGAGAUGAUAUCCACAUAUCCCUACCCUCUGUGAGAUGACCAGAAGGAAUUCUUUGGUGCAUCUAGCAGUUGCAAAGUAAGAAGUCCCACUCAUGUAAAGGUUAUCGGAUGGCUUCUGCAUGCCCUUCCCUUAUUUUCCUGCAAGAUCUAGUAUUUGAAAUAAUUUAUUUACAGGAAAUGUUUAAUGAGAUGUAUUUUCUUAUAGAAGAUAUUUCGUACAGAAAGCUUUGUAUCAAACUAUACUUGCAACUUGUUGACUUUGUAAUUUAGAAAGAAAUGUAUAAUAAGAUUAAAUAUAUGAA